Messenger RNA from Macrobrachium nipponense, 4106 nucleotides. RefSeq lists its product as uncharacterized. The transcript is spliced from 11 exons. The coding region runs from base 320 to 1933 and encodes 537 amino acids. NCBI's taxonomy places the organism in Eukaryota, Metazoa, Arthropoda, Malacostraca, Decapoda, Palaemonidae. The record is from RefSeq and is a predicted model, not a curated record.
GGGGCUCAGUGUAAGUUGGACCUGCUUAGUGCGAAGACGUCGCGCGCCUAGUCUCUCCUGUCGUGUAACACGUGUGAAGAUGCCAUAUCUGAAAGUGUGUCAUUAUUUUGGAGCUUAAAACUUUAAUACUUUUUCGUGAUUUGGUGCCUCGUUGUUGAACGUUAAAUUGAGGCAUUCUUCUGAGGGAAACUGGAAGGAAAACUUAUUUCUGACAAGGCAGAAUUGAAGGAUACCGUGAGGCAGAGAGAUAGAGGGAGAGAGAGAAAUAUUUAGAGACAGAGACAAAGGAAGAGAGAUAUAGACCAAGAAAUAGUUCAAAAUGAAACUACAGGACAUUAUUCUUCAACUAUUGCUGCUGACUUUGUACAGUGGAAAAUGGAAGGGCCGGUGCGAAGUCGCCCAGGACAACAUCGCUCUCCCUCAGGAGGAAUCCCGCCAGUUCGUCCUGCCUGCCCCUGGGAUAAGGCACAGGCCUGGCCUAGGGGGGCUUUCCUCCGAAGGAGGAGGUGGAGGGGGCUUAGGAAAACAGCUACAAUCCUUCGGAGUGAACCCGAACUUUGGCGUUAAUCUACAGCCGAUUCAGACGCCGUCUGCAGGAAUCGUAGGCAACCUGCUUCCUCUACAGCCUACAGUAGCCAUGGCUCAGGUGGUGUCUCUAGACGUAGCCUGUCAGAGGGAUCAGAUGACGGUGCGUAUCGUCUUCGACGGUGACUUCAACGGGCUUAUGUAUGCUAAGGGCUUCUACGACCUGCAGCAGUGCCACUACGUCCGGUACGGGACGGGUGGUCGUGAAUUCGAGUUCCUGGUGCGGGCGGGGUCCUGCGGCACCCAGUUCGUGGAGGUUCCUGGAACGCCGCCCUACCUGGAGAACAUCGUUGUCAUCCAGAACGAGCCUGGAAUCCAGGAGGUAUGGGACACCGCCCGCGGCGUCAGAUGUGUCUUCGACACGGCCAGGGAAGGCUCCUCCAGCCAGCACGUCAGCGCCGCCCUCAACGUAGCCAUGUUGGAUCAGAAGGUGGUGACCUUCGCUGCUGACACGAAGGGGUCGGCUUCCCUCGACGUCCAGGUGGGUCGCGGGCCCUUCGCCCCGUCGGCCUCCGGGAUGGUCAAGAUCGGAGAGCUGAUGACGAUGGUCGUGGCCGUGGAAGGACCCGCCAAUGUCGACGUCUUCGUCAGGGAGUGCAUAGCCCACGACGGCACCAAGAGAGACCCUUAUCAGCUGACUGAUCAGAACGGGUGCGUCCUGGGCAACAAGAAGAAAGUCCUGGGCUCUUGGCAGAAGACCCGAGACACUGGGAGUACCCAGAUACCUGUAGUGGCUUAUGCCCAUUUCCAGGCUUUCAAAUUCCCCGACAAAACUGACGUCUACAUCGAGUGUGAGGUCGACCUUUGUAGCAACGCAUGCCCUGUCUGCCCCGAGGAUGGAGGGGCUGGCAGGAAGCGUCGAGCGGUCCCAGUACAGAAAGAAACCACAGAUGACAAAUUCGGAACUUUGGAGGAAGCCGCUGACGAAGUAGAGGCUUUGCUCUACGGAGGGGCGUCUCCUUCAACCUCCUCCACCUCUUCUAGCAGCAGUGGCAGCAGAAGGAACAGCAUCAGCGACGAAAACGACAAAAAUAAGUCGAGUGCAGAAGCAGCUGUGAAGCUGGCCAGGCGUCUGAGGGUCAUCUCCCCUGAAGAUUAUUCAAUAGUGAAAGAUUCUCCCAUCACUCUGGUCACGAAGGAAUCUGGCCCCAGAGACGCCGACGGGAUGUGUAUGAGCGUGGCCGAAUUCGUGGCCGGCUUAGUCGUCAUGUUCGUCAUCUUGGUCCUGUCGUCCGUCGUAACGGCCGUCCUCUGCAUCCGGAUCCGGACUAUUCCAUCCACGGCGUCCACCUACCCGCCGGAUUCCUCCUUCCACGCCUUCAGCACCGUAUCCGGCAAGACCUUGUGAGGCCGGUUGGAGGAAGGUUAAAAAAAGGUGUUUUUUUUUCAUUUCCCUAUAUUUUUGUAGUGUGGACGAAUUAUCGUUGUUUUUGAUUGGAGUUGGCCUUAUGCCAGCCAGCACGGGCUCUCGCUCAUAGAGCAGCCCGUAAAGGACGAGGUAGGAAGGCGAUCUUUGUUUGUUUGGGGUUGUGAAAGAUGGUAGGAGAGAUAGUACCUAAUACUGAUAUCAAUAUUUAAACGAAAAAAAAAAAUUACAUCUUAGUCUAACCAGACCAAUGAGGAGCUGAUUAUAACAGCUCUCCUAGGGCUGGCCCGAGGGAUUAGAUUUCUAUUGACGUGUCUAGGCACCCAUUGGUUUCUUAGCAACGGGACCUACAGCUUAUUGUGGGAUCCAAACCGCGUCAAAUCGAGAAAUGAAUUUCUAAUCACCAGAGAAAAUUCCUCUAGGUCCUCAUUGGCGGCAGGCGGGAGCGAACUCAGGCUACCAGAUUGGUAGGCGAGUAUGCAACCCACUCGUCCAGUUAGGAGCUAAUAUUCAAAUAAAGCCAAAAUCAAUAUCUAUAUAUAUAAACUAGUAUAUAUCUCUUAGUGCUGCUGAAGUUUAUCACCGAGCAAAAUCGUGUUGUGCGAAACGAGAGACAAUUGAUUGCACCUUUUGCUUCAUAACUGAAGGUUACCAACACUUGUCAGUUCUCCUGCCUUUACAUCGAUCCAGGGAUGAUUUGAGCAAAAUUUCACCACCGGAGUUUAUAGAAAAUGAAUAGCAACUCACAGAAAAUAUUUUUUAAACGUGAAGACACUUAUUACGUCAUCACCCAUAACUGUAGAUUGCUCACUCGUGUCAAUUCUGCUGGUUGUACAUAAAUUCAGUAUUGAUUUUAGCAAGGGUUCGCUGCCAGUGCUUACUAAAACGGAAAAAAUUAGGGAGAAAAAUCAGGACUGCUCGAGUCGUACAGGAACGCCACCUGUAACCAAGAUUGAAAGGGUUAAUAAGUACAGCAUCCAAUGGCCAUAUUACAGGAAACUGAUUAUCCUCCAGGAGAAAAUCGAUCUACUACUUUGAGAAACUCGGUUGAUCAUCUGAGAUAUAAAACCUACAUUUCGUCCUAAAUGAACGCUACUGGUAAACAGAGAUGAAAGGGUUAAUAUGCACAGCACUUGAUGGUCAUAUUACAGGAAACUGAUCACCCUUCAGGAGAGAAUCGAUCUGCAACUCUAAGAAACUCGGUUGAUCAUCUGAGAUACAAAACCUACAUUUCAACCUAAAUGAAUGCUACCAGCAAACAGAGAUGAAAGGGUUAAUACGCACAGCAAUUGAUGGUCUAUUACAGGAAACUGAUCAUCCUUCACGAUAAAAUUUAUAUACAGCUCCAGGCACCUUGGUUGAUACUCUUGAGUUUUAACGCUUACAUUUUAUCCUAAAUGAACGCCACUCAUAAACAAAGAUGAAAGGGUUAAUAAGCACAGCAUCCGACGGUCAUAUUUACAAGAAAUUGAUCAUCUGAGGUAUAAAAACUGCUUUUUUGUCCCAAGUGAAUGCCACCCAUAAACAAUGAUGAAAGAGUUAAAAGCGAAGCAUCCGAUGGUCAUAUCUACAAGAAAUUGAUCAUUUGAGAUAGAAAAACGGCUUUUUUAUCCCAAGUGAACGCCACCCGUAAACAAAGAUGAAAGGGUUAAAAUGAAAAUCAUCUGAUGGUCUUAACUGUGUCAUAUUAUUUUUAUAAUGGUUGUUAUGUAUCUUGUUAUCCAUUACUUCUUGCAAGCUAUUCUUCAUUUUAUUUUUGUAUUUCUCGUUUUAUAAAUUUUUGUCUUGUUUUCAGUUUUAGAAUUCGUACUAAGGAAGGAAAGCUCUCUUUUUUCUUCUUUUCUUUUCUAAGAAGGCUGUAUCCUUCCUUAGUGUUGUUCUUAACGGUUGUUUAUUUUUGUACCUAGUAGAAAGUGCUAGCAAUGUGGUUUCUAGUCGAAAUGCUAUUAUGCUUUUUUUGUUAAUAUAGGUUUAACUCGUUUUAAUACUUUUGUUAUACGUAGGUUUAUCUUGUUUUAUUUUAUCUCUGCUGAACUGUAUUGAUAAGUGGAGUGAAAGAGAGUGAGAGAGAGAGAGAUCUUUAAAUAAGAGAUUUGUUCAAAACAAUAGAGGUUAUUUUGUAAAUUCUUAAUUAAUGAAUGGAGAGAGAGAGAGA